CUCAAGUUGGGGAUCCUCGGCUGCUCGCCGCCACCGCCUGCGGUCCCUGCCUGCCCCGGGCCCCGGGCAUAGCCGCCUCCCUCCGACUCCUCGCGUUUCUCGCUCGGCUUGCUCCUUUUUGAACGGAAAGCAGUCCUUCUCGGCCGAGGAUCGUCCCCAGCGUGGCUCCGCGUUCCCGGUCACUUUUUGAGGUUUCUCGGGGACACUCGGCGGCUUCCCGGAUUCCAGGGGCGAUCGGACCUCUGAGCGCUGGGGGCCAGUAGAACGGUUGACCAGGGGAAGAGCACGGGCUUAGCGGAGGCUCACACGGAGGCAAGAACUUAUUCAACAAGUUUAUCCUCCUGCCUUUCUCUUUUCGAUGUGCGUUUUCGGACAUGCGGAGGUUACUGGAACCGUGUUGGUGGAUUUUGUUCCUGAAAAUCACCAGUUCAGUGCUCCACUAUGUCGUGUGCUUCCCCGCGCUGACAGAAGGCUACGUUGGGGCUCUGCAGGAGAACAGACACGGCAGCUCAGCGCAGAUCCGCAGGCGCAAGGCUUCCGGGGACCCUUACUGGGCCUACUCUGGUGCCUCUGGGCCUGAGCACUGGGUGACAUCUAGUGUCAGCUGCGGGGGCCGUCACCAGUCUCCUAUAGACAUUUUAGACCAGCACGCCCGUAUUGGGGAAGAGUACCAGGAGCUGCAGCUCGAUGGCUUCGACAAUGAGUCUUCUAACAAAACCUGGAUGAAAAACACAGGGAAAACAGUUGCCAUCCUUCUGAAGGACGAUUAUUUUGUCAGCGGCGCUGGCCUCCCUGGCAGAUUCAAGGCCGAGAAGGUAGAAUUUCACUGGGGCCAUAGCAACGGCUCCGCGGGCUCUGAACACAGCAUCAAUGGCAGGCGGUUUCCUGUUGAGAUGCAGAUUUUCUUUUACAAUCCAGACGACUUUGACAGCUUUCAAACUGCAAUUUCUGAAAACAGAAUAAUCGGAGCCAUGGCCAUAUUUUUUCAGGUCAGUCCAAGGGACAAUUCUGCACUGGAUCCUAUUAUCCAUGGGUUGAAGGGCGUCGUACAUCACGAGAAGGAGACCUUUCUGGAUCCUUUCGUCCUCCGGGACCUCCUGCCUGCAUCCCUGGGCAGCUAUUACCGGUACACAGGUUCUCUGACCACCCCACCGUGUAGUGAAAUUGUGGAGUGGAUCGUCUUCCGGAAGCCACUCCCCAUCUCUUACCAUCAGCUCGAGGCUUUUUAUUCUAUCUUCACCACGGAGCAGCAAGACCACGUCAAGUCAGUGGAGUAUCUGAGAAAUAAUUUUCGACCACAGCAGGGUCUGAAUGACAGGGUGGUGUCCAAAUCCGCCGUCCGAGACGCCUGGAACCAUGACAUGACAGACUUCUUAGAAAACCCCCUGGGGACGGAAGCCUCGAAAGUUUGCAGCUCUCCGCCCAUCCACAUGAAGGUGCAGCCUCUGAACCAGACGGCGCUGCAAGUGUCCUGGAGCCAGCCCGAGACCAUCUACCACCCCCCUAUCAUGAACUACAUGAUCUCCUACAGCUGGACGAAGAACGAGGACGAGAAGGAGAAGACGUUUACAAAGGACAGUGACCAAGACCUGAAAGCUACCAUUAGCCAUGUCUCACCUGAUAGCCUUUACCUGUUCCGCGUCCAGGCUGUGUGUCGGAACGACAUGCGCAGCGACUUCAGUCAGACGAUGCUCUUUCAAGCUAAUACCACUCGAAUAUUCCAAGGGACCAGAAUUGUUAAAACAGGAGUGCCCACAGCGUCUCCUGCCUCUUCGGCUGACAUGGCCCCCAUCAGCUCGGGGUCUUCGACCUGGACAUCCUCUGGCAUCCCCUUCUCAUUUGUUUCCAUGGCGACUGGGAUGGGCCCGUCCUCCAGCGGCAGCCAGGCGACAGUGGCCUCGGUGGUCACCAGCACACUCCUGGCUGGCCUGGGGUUCAGCGGCGGCGGCAUCUCCUCCUUCCCCAGCACCGUGUGGCCCACGCGUCUCCCCACGGCAGCUUCGGCCAGCAAGCAGGCCGUGAGGCCAGUUCAGGCCACCACAGAGGCCGUGGCUGCUCCAGGCCCGGACGGCGAUUCGGCACCGACCAAGGACAAUGAGGGUACCGAGGAAGGGGAAAAGGAUGAGAAAAGGGAGAGUGAGGACGGGGAGCGGGAACACGAGGAGGAGGGGGAGAAGGACUCCGAGAAGAAGGAGAAGAGUGGGGUGACCCACGCCGCCCAAGAGCGGAACCAGAGCGAGCCCUCCCCCAUGCCCUCGUCUCCCAGUAGAACUGCCCAGGAUGGGGGCCAGCAGACUGUACCUGGGCCCGAGCAAGACAGCACUGCCGUCCCCACCGACCGGCCCGCUGACACAAGGGACGCCGACCGUGGCCUGGCCUCCAAUUCUGUCACCUCCACCCAAGUGCCCCCCACAGUCACAGAGGAACAUUAUGAUGGGAGUGAUCCCAAGAGCCCUGCAGUGCCAUCUAAAAAGUCUGUGUCCCAAGGGAACCGGCUUUCCGAGGAUAGCAGAUUUAUCACUGUUAACCCAGCAGAAAAGAACACCUCUGGGAUGAUAAGCCGCCCUUCUCCGGGGAGGAUGGAGUGGAUCAUCCCUCUGAUUGUGGUAUCAGCCUUGACCUUCGUGUGCCUCAUCCUUCUCAUUGCUGUGCUAGUUUACUGGAGAGGGUGUAACAAAAUAAAGUCGAAGGGCUUUCCCAGACGUUUCCAUGAAGUGCCUUCUUCUGGGGAGAGAGGAGAGAAGGGGAGCAGAAAAUGUUUUCAGACAGCUCAUUUCUAUGUGGAAGAUAGCAGUUCACCUCGGGUGGUCCCCAAUGAAAGUAUUCCUAUUAUUCCUAUUCCGGAUGACAUGGAAGCCAUUCCUGUCAAACAGUUUGUGAAACACAUUGGUGAGCUCUAUUCUAAUAACCAGCAUGGGUUCUCCGAGGAUUUUGAGGAAGUCCAGCGCUGUACGGCUGAUAUGAACAUCACUGCAGAACGUUCCAAUCAUCCAGACAACAAGCACAAAAACAGAUACAUCAAUAUUUUAGCAUAUGAUCACAGUAGAGUGAAGUUAAGACCUUUACCAGGAAAAGACUCUAAGCACAGCGACUACAUUAAUGCAAACUAUGUCGAUGGUUACAACAAAGCAAAAGCCUACAUUGCCACCCAGGGACCUUUAAAGUCUACAUUUGAAGAUUUCUGGAGGAUGAUUUGGGAACAAAACACUGGAAUCAUUAUCAUGAUUACGAAUCUUGUGGAAAAAGGAAGACGAAAAUGUGAUCAGUACUGGCCCACAGAGAAUAGUGAGGAGUAUGGAAACAUUAUAGUCACGCUGAAGAGCACAAAAGUACACGCCUGCUAUACUGUUCGUCGUUUUUCAGUCAGAAAUACAAAAGUGAAAAAGGGUCAGAAGGGAAAUCCCAAAGGGCGUCAGAACGAAAGGGUGGUGAUCCAGUAUCACUACACACAGUGGCCCGACAUGGGAGUUCCCGAGUACGCCCUCCCGGUCCUGACUUUCGUGAGGAGAUCCUCAGCAGCACGCACGCCGGAGAUGGGCCCUGUGGUGGUGCACUGCAGCGCUGGUGUGGGCAGGACAGGCACCUACAUUGUAAUAGACAGCAUGCUGCAACAGAUCAAAGACAAAAGCACAGUUAAUGUCCUGGGAUUCCUGAAGCAUAUCAGGACACAGCGUAACUACCUCGUCCAGACUGAGGAGCAAUACAUCUUCAUCCAUGAUGCCUUGCUGGAAGCCAUUCUUGGGAAGGAGACUGAAGUGUCUUCACAUCAACUGCAUAGCUAUGUCAACAGCAUCCUCAUACCAGGAGUAGGAGGAAAGACACGACUGGAAAAACAAUUCAAGCUGGUUACACAAUGUAAUGCAAAAUAUGUGGAAUGCUUUAGUGCUCAGAAAGAGUGUAACAAAGAAAAGAACAGAAACUCUUCAGUCGUGCCAUCUGAGCGUGCUCGGGUGGGUCUUGCCCCAUUGCCUGGAAUGAAAGGAACAGAUUACAUUAAUGCUUCGUAUAUCAUGGGCUAUUAUAGGAGCAAUGAAUUUAUUAUAACCCAGCAUCCUCUGCCACAUACUACGAAAGAUUUCUGGCGGAUGAUUUGGGAUCAUAAUGCACAGAUCAUUGUCAUGCUGCCAGACAACCAGAGCUUGGCAGAGGACGAGUUUGUGUACUGGCCAAGUAGAGAAGAAUCCAUGAACUGCGAGGCCUUCACCGUCACGCUCAUCAGCAAAGACAGGCUGUGCCUGUCUAAUGAAGAACAAAUUAUUAUCCAUGACUUCAUCCUUGAAGCUACACAGGAUGACUACGUCCUAGAAGUUCGGCACUUCCAGUGCCCCAAAUGGCCUAACCCAGAUGCCCCCAUAAGCAGUACCUUUGAACUUAUCAACGUCAUCAAGGAAGAGGCCUUAACCAGGGAUGGCCCCACCAUUGUUCAUGAUGAAUAUGGAGCAGUUUCAGCAGGAAUGUUGUGUGCCCUUACCACCCUGUCCCAGCAACUAGAGAAUGAAAAUGCUGUGGAUGUUUUCCAGGUUGCAAAAAUGAUCAAUCUUAUGAGGCCUGGUGUAUUCACAGACAUUGAACAAUACCAGUUUGUCUAUAAAGCAAUGCUCAGCUUGGUCAGCACUAAAGAAAAUGGAAACGGUCCCAUGACAGUGGACAAAAAUGGUGCUGUUCUAAUCGCCGAUGAAUCCGAUCCUGCCGAGAGCAUGGAAUCUCUAGUGUGAUUGGAAUCCCGAACGGGCACUUAAUUUGUAUAACUUCUGAAGAUCGAGAACUUUUUUGAGGCCUUUUUUGCCAGACUCUAGGUUAUACAAUAACCCAGUUACUUUUUUACACUGAUAAAAGUUUUGAUAUUUAUUUUUUGCCAUUUUAUGUCUUAAUGGUAUUCUACUGAGCAUUUGCACCUCUGUUCAUUUCACCCAGUGAAACGCAAUUUCACCUAGUUUGCACUAUCUGAUCAGUGUUACUGCCUAUAAUCUAAUCCUAAAACCCUGAUGUGACAUUCCAUAACAACAUACAUGCUACUUUUUAGUUCAGUACAGUGACAGUCUUUCUUAAUGACAGUGAAUCUUGAUUUUAUUAUUAUUAUUAUUAUUAUUAUUAUUAUUGCUAAAAGCAGUUGCAUUCUACUAGCAGGCAAUGCUGUAUUUUUCCUCAGUCCUCCUCUCCUAUUUUGUUUUAGACAUUAUUCAAUACCGUAUUCCUUCUAUAUUUUAAUGGAGUGGAUGAACUUUUGUUUUCUCUUAAAGAACAGAAGGUUAUUGGGAGCUAUUAAGAAGGUCUGUCAUCCUCAUGGCCUUGAAACAGUUCCAUUUAUGAUGGUGAAGAUACCAAUUAAGAAAUUAGAAGGUUUAAGAUUUGCUUCACGUGAACAUCACUUAUUAGUUACAAAUUUAUAUUCAUACAUUUAAAAAAUGCCCAAUUGUGUCAAAAUAAAGGAUAUCUCUGUAUUACAGUUUUCACAGUAGCUAUGUGAAUAGUGUGUGUUAUUUACAUUUUGACUCUCUGAAAUAGCUACACCCAAAAAUCAGGGCUAUCUUUUACAAUAGAGAGAUGGCAGUAUUUUACACAACUGAGUUAUGAAACCCUUCAGUGACUCUCCAUUAAUGCUUCUUGGUUCAUAAUAGCGUAUCUCACAGCAGGUGGAAUAAUGAAAAUUUUACAGGUGUGUAAUUUUGAAACUAGUCCUCUAAAAUCCCUAUGACUCAUACAGCAAUCUAAUAAAAGCUACCUAUAUAGUUAACAUUCUUUUCUUUCCUUUUUGCCACAUGUUUCAUGAUAAGUCUCAUAAUUACAUAGAUUCUUCUACUUAGGAUUACAUUGAAAAUACUCUAUUAGCAAAAGUCUUAGGACUAUCUGAACUCCCACACGUGGAUAAAUCUGAUUUGGAGAGAGAAAAUUAGAAUCUUGAAUAAAAGGUGAUAUCUACAUUUUCAAAUAAUUUUUAAAAGAGAGAGAUGGCUUUGUGUGCUUUUGUGUAAUUUAGCCUCAAGAACAGACACUCUCCAGUAAAAGAAGCUGAUGAUCAUGACACAGCCCAAGGAGGUGAUUCGGUCUAGCGUCUGGAGCCAUAUUCACCCCAGUACCUAACGGCAAAAUUAGGAGCAUUAAUUAGGAAUUUCAGUUCCAUUAGUUAGAAAAAGAAGCUGCUUAGAUCUGUUUCUUCCACUGCUUGUUUGCUUUUGAGGGACAUCUGUCAGCAGUGAAAUCACCACCAAAACUGGGCCUGUUAGGCAUAAAAGGGUUUUGGUUAUUUUUUUAUGUCAAUAAACUUCAAGUCCACACUGGCUGUUAUCAUACGAUACAGGUUGGCAUUAGGACAUUAAUGAUAAUCAGCACCGAGGUUCUGGGUAUCUUGAGUUGGCUUCCUGUGAAAUUUGUCAGAAUGGUGUCGAAGGAUCAAAGCUGCUAAGGAGAGAGAGGCGACAGGCCAAAACCAGGAGUUCCAAUGCACAAGCCAAGUCAAGGGCAUUUUCACGAACUGCAUAACUUGCCAGCGUUAGGCUAAUCUGAACAGUCCACUGCUCACAAACUGUAGGCUUGAGAGAACACCUGCAAGUGAGCAAAGUUUGCUACAUUGUAUGUGCUAGAUAACAAAAACAAUGAACCCCUCUGUUCCCAUUAGAGGCUCUGCCUAACACUUCAGAAAAAGCUUGAACAUAGGACACUACAACUGCCAGAAGGCUAAAGGGAAUCAGGAAGGGAAAGGUUUCAGAUCAUGGCAAGAGCUAGAUCAGCUUAGUCAAUUAAGUAGGUUACUUUGGCUGUAGAGAAUAUUAAUAUGAGCUAACUCUUCCCAGUAGUUGGCACAGUGGACUUGACCUUUAGAAGUAAUGUUCGAGUUGGGGUUCAUGGUCCCCCAGUAAUUUUUUCGUAAUAUAAAAGUAAACGUUGGUUUGAAGACACAUAGCAAGUAUUCCCUUCUGUGCUAUUUACAGAGGGCUCAAUUCAUGGAAAUGCACACCCUCGAACACAAAUUCUGAGACAAUCUCUUAGAUGGGCAUCAGAAUCAUGACAAAAGAGACCGCUGAUAAACAGCAUAGAAACGUUACAGGGAUGGUUUAGAAGUUCUCUGAGCCAACUGUGUGUCUAGAGCAGGCCUGAACCACAGUACAAAUCCUGACCCACUGAACUGUGAGCAAUCGCUAUUUGCCCAUCUUGCCAAAGUAACCCAAACACACUUCCCGGAGGAGAGUUCUAUACAGCAGUUCCUCCCUUUCACCAGAGAGUGUGUCCUCGCUACUAUUCUUCAUUUAUUAUUGGCAGAAACAUCAUUGCAUCUUUCCAGAGGCAGAGUUUCAAAGAUGGUGUUUUCUUUGAGACAUGAGCACAUUGCUUAACUACAUAACAAGGUGAUUACUACUUGCACUCAGGGGGAAAGGAAAUAGCAAAUUAAUGUGUGCUAUUUUAUAAGAUAAGCUCAUUGGGUGUAUGAAUUCAGCUCUAGGUAAACAGAAUGCACACAUCAUUCAAAAGGGAACUGCAAUGAUCAGACCGAGUGGCCGUGCUGGACAUCAGAGAAAAGACACUUUAUUUCCGUCAGGAGAACGCUUUCUUGCAUCCAAAACUACAAUUUUUUUAUAUAUAUAAAAAAGUUAACUUCUGAAUUUCAAGAAGAGUAAGCUUAGUAAUUGGUUUUCCUAAUUUUUAUGCCUUGGAGCUUUCAGUCUAUUUCAAGUUGAAGGGUCCAGCAAGGUCAGAGAAGGGUACGGUGUUCAAGGUCUGGCUGUUGGAGUUUUUAGCCCAGAGUGACAUGUUUAAAUCAACAGAUACCCUUAAUUAUUUUUUAAUGACACAGCACAACUGCCUUGUUAUGAAUUUUUCUUAAAUGCAUAUAGACUGUAUUUAAAAAUUAAAAUAUAGAUACCAAUUUACCAAAGAUACAUAUUACUAAUUCUAAGCAAAAAAUAUGAAAAAGAAAUUCAAACUCAUCAUUAUUUAAGAAAUAAUAAUCAAAAUGUAGUUUGUCUUAAGAAUUUAGCAGUUAUACUGGAAAAUGCAUUUCAACUCCUAUGUUCUAAAGUUUAUGUUCAAAUGGUGCCAGUGACUUUUUAUAUGAAGGGAAAAUGCCUGCUUUUUGUUUUAAAAACCUGUAAUUUCACUUAACCCUUUGCGCUUUCCCUUAAUUGCCAUUUAACAUACAAUACUGGCUUUACUUAUCUCUAGAAAGAAGGCAUGAUACAAAUAAGAAGGGAUUGUAAUAAUGAUAUUUGGCCUCUACUUUGUCUUAGCUGUUAAACUGUUUUUAGUAUUUUUGUUAAAUAUUUGCAAACGGAAGCAUUUUCUACAGAGGAUAAUUAAUUUCAAGAAAAAAUAUCUUGAGUUUUAAGAAAUAAAAAUCUCCAGAAAAGGAGACAGCCAAUUUUAUAAAAUGUCACAACUCUCCAACAUUUGGGGUAGUGACUCCUUUUUUGUUAGGACAUUUGAAACUAGCAAGCAGCCAUUGUUUCUUAAAAAAAAAACAAAAAAAAACUCAGCCUUCAUGUUGAUUCCUCUUUCUUUCACUUCAUUUUGAAAUAGCUAAAAUCAUUAAAACUGUAAAUAUUUUGUUGCUUGGAUAAGCAUAUUCUGGGAACUUUGUAUCUAUGGUAUAUAAUCAUAGAAUUUUAUAUUUUCAUAUAAAGCUAAUUUUUUUCUAGUUUCAACUCCGUCAUAGUUUUUUUUUUUUUUUUUUUUGGUUUUUAUUUUUUUUUUUUGUGGUGGAUAUGUGAAUUCGACUUUCCGUGUAUUGAAGUAGCAACAACCAUCUUUGCAUUCCAAGAGAAUCCAAUGUGUUAUUUCUUUGAGGCAGUGAUUGUGAAAGUUGGCAUUUCUUUUUUAAUUCCACGGACCAUUUGUGCAAUAGGAAUUAGACAUAGUCACUGAAUACAGUCCGUUGCAUUGACCCAUUUGGAAAAAGUGGUUGUUUAUUUUUUUUUUUUAAUAUGUUCGGGGGGGAGGGGUUUUGUAACCUGAAAUUUUUCCCUUUUUCUUCUGUUUAAAACUAUAUCAAAUCAUUCUAUUAUAGUGUUAUUUAAUAUGUAAAUUGUAUUGCUAUACAUAAAAUAAAGUAUGGUUUUUGAUGUA
Messenger RNA from Rhinolophus ferrumequinum (greater horseshoe bat), 9057 nucleotides. RefSeq names its product protein tyrosine phosphatase receptor type G (gene PTPRG). The record is from RefSeq and is a predicted model, not a curated record. Gene Ontology annotation, biological process: protein dephosphorylation. Gene Ontology annotation, molecular function: protein binding; protein tyrosine phosphatase activity. Bases 375 to 4715 code for a protein of 1446 amino acids. Lineage: Eukaryota; Metazoa; Chordata; Mammalia; Chiroptera; Rhinolophidae. The transcript has 30 exons.